Molecule: messenger RNA, 462 nt
Organism: Nicotiana tabacum (common tobacco)
Lineage: Eukaryota; Viridiplantae; Streptophyta; Magnoliopsida; Solanales; Solanaceae
Source: RefSeq, a predicted model, not a curated record
GAUGACAGGUGAGAGCUGCUCUGUUGAAAAAGAGCUUGAUGCAACAACUGCUACAAAUGCAGUAUACCAGGACAAGACAAACAUCCUCUUUUCUGGCACUACAGUGGUCGCUGGAAGGGCAAGAGCUGUUGUUAUUGGGGUUGGAUCUAAUACUGCAAUGGGCAGUAUACGUGAUUCUAUGUUGAUGACGGAAGAUGAGGCGACACCAUUGAAGAAAAAGUUGGAUGAAUUUGGUACUUUUUUGGCAAAGAUCAUUGCAGGUAUAUGUGUACUAGUUUGGGUGGUAAACAUUGGGCAUUUUAGUGAUGCUGCCCAUGGUGGCUUCUUGCGAGGUGCAAUACAUUACUUUAAGGACCGCAGUACGGGACAAACAAUUGGUACAUGACAUGAAUCAGAAGGCCUUUACUACCUCAACUCACUCAGUCCUUCUACAACAUGUCUAGUUACAGAUCCUCCAGACCU